UAAACUACCUCUUCAACCUGAGUUGCCAGGAUACUUCACUCCCUCAAAAACACGGUCCAAAAUGGAAGUUUCACCGACUCUCUCGAGAUUUUUAUCAAACAGUUUGUCGGCGAUACCUUUAAAACCCUUAUAAACCCUCCAUUUUUUUCCAGAAUCUUACCUUCAUCAAAACCAACAUAAAACAACAAAACCCAGAAAAAAACCCAUUCUUUUUGAUAUUUUGUGUGACUACUACUGGUUAAAAACAAAUGAACCCAGAAGAUAGGAAAAAAUCACCAAAAUCAGCUACUUCUUCAUCUUCUAACUCAGAACCAUCUCUCGAGAGCCCUUUAUUAAUGGAGGUGUUUGAAAAACCUCAUUCUACAGGUGAUGCUGAUGACGAGACGAUGGAAAUUGUUGAUAUGCCGCACCCGCAGCUACUUGCAAGCUUACAUGGGAACCCGGUACCGCCUUUUCUAUCGAAAACUUAUGAUUUGGUGAAUGAUGAGGUGCUUGACAAUAUAAUCUCGUGGGGUGCAGCAGGAGAAAGCUUCGUAGUAUGGGACCCUGUCGAAUUCUGUAAAAUCGUACUUCCCAGGAAUUUCAAGCAUAACAAUUUCUCCAGUUUUGUCAGGCAACUAAAUACUUAUGGGUUUCGCAAGAUUGAUAGCGAUAAAUGGGAAUUUGCCAAUGAAGCUUUCAGGCGCGGUGAGAGGCAUCUAUUGAAGAACAUUCAGAGGCGCAAGUCGUCACAGGCUGGACCUUCUAUUGAAACAGGGAAACCAGAGGUGGAAAGUGAGAUAGAGAUGCUGAGGAAAGAGAGGAGUAUGAUGAUGCAGGAGGUUAUCGAAUUGCAGCAGCAGCAACACGGAUCUGUGCACCUUGUAAAAAUGGUGAAUCGGAAGCUUGAGGCUGCAGAGCUAAGGCAGAAACAGAUGUUUUCUUUCUUGGCAAAGUUGUUUCAGAAUCAAGCAUUCCUGAACCGUCUCAGGAAAAACAAGGAACAAGGAUGUAUUGGCUCAUCAAGGAUGAAAAAGAAGUUUGUCAAGCAUCAGCAAAAUGUACCAGAUCAAUCAGAAUCACCUCCGAAACAACAGAUAGUUAAGUACAGACACGAGGAGUGGGAAGAUGUCUCGUUUUCAUCUAUAGUCCCGGAAUUGGAUCCUGUACCCCUUGAACAAUCUCCUGACUACAACUUACAAGACCUGCUACAUCCCAUAUCAGAUGAUCUAGCCGCUGCUCAAAGUUUUAUUGAGACUCCUGCUCAAUUUGGACAAUGUCAAUCAAACUUGGGAACUGGAGAUCCCGAGUUCAAAGGAAAGAACAUUAUGAAUCCACAACAGGAAUUCGGACCGGAAUAUUUUUUCUCUUUUCCAGAUGAUUUGGUGUCUGAGAAGAACUUUCAGGAAUUUUCAUCUUCUGGGAUUGAGAGUAUUGUUAAGCAAGAGGAUGUAUGGAGCAUUGGAUUUGACAACCAAACUUCCAUGCCAAGUUCUAGCCAAGACUUAUUCAUCCCCUAUAAUGUGCCCGAGUUAGGACCAAGUUUCAGUUUCUCGGAUGUCUGGGAUUUAGGUCCUGUACAUCCUGCAGGAAGUUCCGGCUUUCCGGCUGAUGAAAACCCUGAUGCUGAGCUUAAGGUGGCCACCUUGAAGGAUGAUAGAUAGUCAUAUAGGGUUUAUUUGUUGAACAUUAUCAUUAUUAUUAUUAAUAUACAAUAAUUGAUUGAAUAUAAGCUCUCAUUUGAAUUCUUUCUUA
Molecule: messenger RNA, 1734 nt
Organism: Mercurialis annua (annual mercury)
Lineage: Eukaryota; Viridiplantae; Streptophyta; Magnoliopsida; Malpighiales; Euphorbiaceae
Product: heat stress transcription factor A-3
Exons: 2
Coding region: 249-1643 (464 amino acids)
Biological process (GO): regulation of transcription by RNA polymerase II
Cellular component (GO): nucleus
Molecular function (GO): RNA polymerase II cis-regulatory region sequence-specific DNA binding; DNA-binding transcription factor activity
Source: RefSeq, a predicted model, not a curated record